GGUGGUGGGCGGAGACACAAGGGCCACGCCUCCCGAAUGAUACCAUCCCUAUUGGCUACAUGGAGCGCCAAGCCCGGUCCAAAGGUGCUGGCAGUGUGCCCUGCAGCUGCAAGCAUGGCCUCUCCACGGGCCCGAGCCCCCCCGCCGGAGAUACCAGAGCAGAACUGCAGGUACCGUGAGGUUCAGUACUGGGACCAGCGCUACCGGAAUGCGGCUGACUCUGCCCCCUACGAGUGGUUCGGGGACUUCGCCUCCUUCCGUGCCCUCCUGGAGCCUGAGCUGCGGCCCGAAGACCGUAUCCUCGUGCUAGGCUGUGGGAACAGUGCCCUGAGCUACGAGCUGUUCCUUGGAGGCUUCCCUGAUGUGACCAGUGUGGACUACUCAUCAGUAGUGGUGGCUGCGAUGCAGGCUCAAUAUGCGCAUGUGCCCACACUGCGCUGGGAGACCAUGGAUGUGCGGGCACUGGACUUCCCCAGUGGCUCCUUCGAAGUGGUGCUCGAGAAGGGCAUGCUGGAUGCCCUGUUAGCUGGAGAACAGGAUCCCUGGAAUGUGUCUUCUGAAGGUGUCCACACCGUGGACCAGGUGCUAAGUGAGGUGAGCCGGGUGCUGGUCCAUGGAGGCCGUUUCAUCUCAUUGACCUCAGCUGCUCCCCACUUUCGGAUCAGACACUAUGCCCAAGCCCGAUAUGGCUGGUCCCUGAGGCAUGCAACCUAUGGCAACGGUUUCCACUUCCAUCUUUACAUCAUGCAGAAGGGCAGAGAGCUCACUAUAGCCCAGCUGGCUGUUGGGACCCAGGUCCUCUCACCACCUAGACCUCCCACCACACCUUGCUUCCUCCGGGACUCAGAUCACGAGGACUUCCUCAAUGCCAUUCAGCUGUGAGGCCAGAGGCAUGGUCCUCUGGCCCUCCCUGUCUUUCUGCCCUGGAUUCUUCAAGUACUUGUAAUUCCUGA
Messenger RNA from Mirounga angustirostris (Northern elephant seal), 953 nucleotides. It is a transcript of the gene EEF1AKMT4, whose product is annotated as EEF1A lysine methyltransferase 4. The record is from RefSeq and is a predicted model, not a curated record. NCBI's taxonomy places the organism in Eukaryota, Metazoa, Chordata, Mammalia, Carnivora, Phocidae. Gene Ontology annotation, molecular function: S-adenosylmethionine-dependent methyltransferase activity. The transcript is spliced from 3 exons. The coding region runs from base 37 to 882 and encodes 281 amino acids.